AUGCCGACAAGCCUGAAUCCUCAGGUUUCGACGCCUUCACGCUCCUCUGAUAUAACAACCGGUGUUGAGAAGGCCCUUCCAUCUAUAGAACAUCUACGUGCUUCUUUCUGCUUUGUUGAGAAUCCCGAGGAGCAUACAGAGCCCCUGGAUAAAACGAGUGCAAUGUCUUCACCACAGCAACGGUUGUCCUCAAUCGCAAAUCAGCUGUCUGGCCCUAGUGCUGCGGCUGCAAAGCAGAAGCUAUUGGUCAAAAACCCGGACGAUGUGGUCAUCACACUGGCCGUCCGCACCCCCCUUACGAAAGCUAGAAAGGGGGGUUUGAAGGAUACCUCUUUGGAUAAUUUGCUUAUUUCUAUUCUGACGUCCGUUCGGGAACGGUCGAAUCUUGACCCUAAUCUGGUCGAAGAUGUGUGCGUUGGCAACGUACUUUGCCCCGGUUCGGCAUACAUCGCACGCUCUGCGGUGUUGGCGGCCGGAUUCCCGGUGACUGCAGCGGCGUCGAUUGCCAACCGAUUUUGUUCUUCCGGCUUGCUGGCCAUUCAGAACAUUGCUAACCAGAUUCUGGCCGGUUCGAUCGACGUAGGUGUUGCCGUGGGAGCAGAAAGUAUGAGCACGAAUCCCGACAGCGGUGCCCCGGAGAUGUCUUCUCAGAUUAUGUCGCACCCACUCGCCUCUCAGAACAAGCAACCUAUGGGCCAAACCUCGGAGAAUGUUGCGGCUCAGUUCAACAUCUCUCGCGAGAUGCACGACCAAUUCGCCGCUAAGAGUUACCAGAAGGCGGAGCGCGCCCAGAAGGCUGGCUGGUUCAACGAUGAGAUCGUCCCGGUCCGUACCACGACCAAGGACCCCAAGACUGGGGAAGUGAAAUACGUCGUUGUGGAUCAAGAUGAUUGCAUUCGGUACGGCACCACUGCCGAGUCACUUGGAAAGAUCCGUUCGGCGUUUCCUCAGUGGAAGCCCAAUGCUACUACUGGUGGGAAUGCCAGUCAAAUCACCGAUGGUGCGGCCGCCGUCAUCCUCAUGAAGCGCUCUCGUGCACAAGAAUUGGGGCAGCCGAUUUUGGGCAAGUUCUGUGGCGCUACCGUUGCCGGCUUGGAGCCCCGAAUCAUGGGUAUUGGCCCAUCGAUUGCCAUUCCUAAGAUUCUCACCAAGUUCGGCUUGACCAAGGACGAAAUUGAUAUCUUUGAGAUCAACGAGGCAUUUGCAUCCAUGGGUGCGUAUUGCGUCAAGAAACUGGAUCUUGACGAAGCCAAGGUGAACCCCCGGGGUGGUGCAAUUGCCAUCGGUCACCCAUUGGGAUGCACUGGAGCACGCCAGGUUGUCACCGCCUUUUCUGAGCUACGACGGCAAAACAAGAGAGUAGCUGUUACUUCUAUGUGUAUUGGAACUGGCAUGGGUAUGGCUGGUAUCUUUGUCUCGGAACACUGA
This is a messenger RNA of Aspergillus tanneri, 1428 nucleotides long. RefSeq names its product putative peroxisomal 3-ketoacyl-coA thiolase (Kat1). NCBI's taxonomy places the organism in Eukaryota, Fungi, Ascomycota, Eurotiomycetes, Eurotiales, Aspergillaceae. Bases 1 to 1428 code for a protein of 475 amino acids. Gene Ontology annotation, cellular component: peroxisome. The record is from RefSeq and is a predicted model, not a curated record. Gene Ontology annotation, biological process: phenylacetate catabolic process; fatty acid beta-oxidation. The transcript is spliced from 7 exons. Gene Ontology annotation, molecular function: acetyl-CoA C-acyltransferase activity.